Messenger RNA from Helianthus annuus (common sunflower), 820 nucleotides. RefSeq lists its product as uncharacterized. The record is from RefSeq and is a predicted model, not a curated record. NCBI's taxonomy places the organism in Eukaryota, Viridiplantae, Streptophyta, Magnoliopsida, Asterales, Asteraceae. The transcript is spliced from 2 exons. Bases 139 to 669 code for a protein of 176 amino acids.
AAAGCUUCAUUCGGUCAUAACAAUUUCUGUUAUAAAUCAAACAAUCAUAACCGUUUUUCAGUUCAUCGUCUCACCUGCAACAACACUCAUUCCGCCAUUCUUAGGAAACAACAAGGUUUAGGGGUUAAUUCAAGCGAAAUGGAUCCGGAACCAAACAGAAACAGUGACAGUGACAGUGAAGAGAAAAAAGAUCCAAAAAUUACUGAAGCUAUGAAGGAAAAAGCAAAGGGUAAGAGGCCCAUGGAAGAAGAAGAAGUAGCUCUACCGUCAUCGGACUCUGAUCUGGAACAGAUAACCAACAAGACUGGUGGUAUUGUGAUUAACGAAGUAAGAAGCACGACCGUCGUUGACGCUUCUGCUAAUGCAUCCAAAGGAAAAGCACUGACUGGUUCUGAAAGAAGCAAGGGAAAAAAGAGAGAAACUGUGGUUAAGAGCUCUUAUUCUUUAAGAUCGCGUGACAAAGGGGUGAUGGAUGUUGAUGCUAAACCAACAAAGGGAAAGAGGGGUAAGAAGCGAAAAGGGAAAGAGUUGAAAAGACUUGUUGUGGAAAGUAAAGAAAGACUCAAGAGGCGGAGAGACAGAGAUGAUGAUGAGAAAGAUGAUAAGGGUGGAACUGGAGCAUACGCAACUCGAUCAAGUACUAAAAAGACCAAGGGAAGAUCCCUUUAGAAGUUUCUGAUCAAGUGAUAAAAGAGAAAGGUAAGGUCUGUUUAGGAUAUUGUUGGUUGUGUAGUAUUUUGUCUGAUCUAAAUGUUGUUGUUUCUUUAGUUUUUGAAUCUGGAUAAAAGUUUGAGACGCAUGAUGUGCAUAUUCAACUGUA